Elephantulus edwardii (Cape elephant shrew) is the source of this 258-nucleotide messenger RNA. RefSeq names its product 60S acidic ribosomal protein P1-like. The record is from RefSeq and is a predicted model, not a curated record. Gene Ontology annotation, molecular function: ribonucleoprotein complex binding; structural constituent of ribosome; protein kinase activator activity. Lineage: Eukaryota; Metazoa; Chordata; Mammalia; Macroscelidea; Macroscelididae. Gene Ontology annotation, biological process: cytoplasmic translation. Bases 1 to 258 code for a protein of 85 amino acids. The transcript is spliced from 3 exons. Gene Ontology annotation, cellular component: cytosolic large ribosomal subunit.
AUGGCGACGAUGUACCACCGCACCGUGGCCUCUGUCUCUGAGCUCACCUGCAUCUACUUGGCCCUCAUCCUGCAUGAUGAUGAGGUGACCACAACGGCCCUGGCAAAUGUCAACCUUGGGAGCCUCAUCUGCAACGCAGGUGCUGGUGGACCUGCCCCCUCCUCUGUUGCUACUCCAGCUGAGAAGAAGAAAGUGGAAGCAAAGAAAGAAGAAUCUGAAAAGUCUGAUAAUAACAUGGGAUUUGGUCUUUUUGACUAA